Molecule: messenger RNA, 298 nt
Organism: Meloidogyne enterolobii
Lineage: Eukaryota; Metazoa; Nematoda; Chromadorea; Rhabditida; Meloidogynidae
Source: the annotation of a GenBank genome assembly
UAUAAUGUGUCAUGUCUCUAUGUGUCUAUCUCACGUCUCUCUCACUGACUUUUUUAUGUCUCUAUCAUGUCUCUCUCAUUUCUCUAUAAUGUCUCUCUCAGUCUCUCAUCACUGUCUCUCUCAUGUCUCUGUAUGUCUCUAUGUCUCUCUUAUGUCUCAAUCAUAUCUCUGUGUGUCUCUCUCGUCUCUAUCUUGUCUCUGUGUGUCUCUCUCAUGUCUCUCUCACUGUCUCUUUCAUGUCUCUGUGUCUCUCUCAGGUCUCUCUAAUGUCAUGUCUCUCACUGUCUAUCAUCACUGA